CUCACUGGCGCAGCGGCCAGCCCUUCCCAGCUCGCAGCCGCCACCACUCGCCGACCAUGAAACCGUCGUCUGCCGCCGCCGCCGUCGCGCCGGGCUGCCCGGCCGCGCUUUCCGCUACUCUGUUGCUUUCGCUGCUUUUGCUGGCGGCCGCUUCGUCGCCCGGGACCUCGACGGAGACGCAGAAGGGGAAACAAAAGGCGUUCCGUCAGCGGGAGGUGGUGGACGUGUAUAAUGGGAUGUGUAUGCAAGGACCUGUCGGUCUUCCUGGAAGGGAUGGAAACCCUGGAAUCAAUGGAAUCCCUGGAACUCCAGGUAUCCCUGGCAGAGAUGGGCUUAAAGGAGAAAAAGGAGAAUGUAUGCAAGAAAGCUUUGAGGAAUCCUGGACCCCUAACUAUAAGCAAUGUUCAUGGAGUGCCUUGAACUAUGGCAUAGACCUUGGAAAAAUCGCAGAAUGUACGUUCACCAAGAUGCGCACCAACAGUGCUUUAAGAGUUCUUUUCAGUGGAUCACUUCGACUUAAAUGUAGAAAUGCCUGUUGUCAACGCUGGUAUUUUACUUUUAAUGGGGCUGAGUGCUCUGGACCCCUUCCAAUUGAAGCUAUAGUUUAUUUAGAUCAAGGAAGCCCAGAAUUAAAUUCUACUAUUAAUAUACAUCGCACAUCUUCAGUGGAAGGAUUAUGUGAAGGAAUCAAUGCUGGAUUGGUGGAUGUUGCCGUUUGGGUUGGGACUUGCUCAGAUUACCCAAGAGGAGAUGCAUCAACAGGAUGGAACUCGGUGUCUCGUAUAAUUAUAGAGGAACUGCCAAAAUAGAGCUUUCAACCUCUUCUUGCUAUUCCCAAAACAACAUCCAGGACUUUAUGCAACCUCUUAUUGGUUUGUUUUUCUACAUGAAAAUAUACAUUGGAUUAUAGUGUACAAAUCUAUUUAUAGAAAUAAGGUAAAAAUCUCUUUUGAGCCACGUUUGACUUCAGAUGGUUGAACAGUUAAGUGUAUGUGUAGUUUUUGCCAGCUACCCAAAAGUGAUUUGUUUCCAGGAUGUUUUCGGAUUUCUUGGGAAUUCAUGGUUUGUGCUAACUACGCCUGGGCCUGCUUAACUCCUGAAUCCAUAAGAGCCAGCCUGGUGCUGGCCUCUGCGGAGGUCUUACAGAAAUACCAGUAGACAAUGUUCCAUUUUUAAUUUUAUGUAUCCUUAGCAUUUUUCUACAGCAUUUUGGAAUAUAGAUCCUAAAGGAACAAUUUGUAUUAAUGAUUACUUUUCUAUCAAUUCUAUAUAUCCUUGUAUUUGUUCAGAAAGAAAACCUACAUAGCGUUAAUUUUGUAUUUUUAAAAAAUAAAAAGCAACUUUUUAUUCAAGUGUAUCCUCUCCAUUCCCCCAAAGUAUGAUUUGUUUUUCUAAACUUCAA
Notechis scutatus (mainland tiger snake) is the source of this 1402-nucleotide messenger RNA. It is a transcript of the gene CTHRC1, whose product is annotated as collagen triple helix repeat containing 1. The record is from RefSeq and is a predicted model, not a curated record. Lineage: Eukaryota; Metazoa; Chordata; Lepidosauria; Squamata; Elapidae.